This is a messenger RNA of Spinacia oleracea (spinach), 2121 nucleotides long. Its product is annotated as glucan endo-1,3-beta-glucosidase 13. The record is from RefSeq and is a predicted model, not a curated record. The coding region runs from base 355 to 1845 and encodes 496 amino acids. The transcript is spliced from 4 exons. Gene Ontology annotation, molecular function: hydrolase activity, hydrolyzing O-glycosyl compounds. Lineage: Eukaryota; Viridiplantae; Streptophyta; Magnoliopsida; Caryophyllales; Amaranthaceae. Gene Ontology annotation, biological process: carbohydrate metabolic process.
AAAAAAAAGUUUCCCGGAAUUGAGAGUAUUUCUCUGAACUAGAUUCCAAUUUUAAUUAAAGAUUAAACCUCAAAUCCGCUAAAACCUCUGCUCCAUUUCUCUGACAUAAACCCACUUAUUUUUUACAUUUUAUUGCUUCUUCCCUCUCCUUCUCUCUCCUCCAUUCUUUCUCUCGAGUCUUGGAAUUCUCUAGAGCUCAGAGAAAUCAAAAGAACAAAAAACCGCAUAUAUAGGUAUAUUUGUAAGUUAUAACGUUACAAUAUAAGAACUUGUUUUUUUCUACGAAAACCCAGAAUUAUUCCAAGUAUAAAGUGAAAACAUCGAAGAAAUUGUUCCUUACUUUUCUGGGUAACAAUGGCUUGGAGAUUUCGACUCGUUUUUGCUGCUUCUCUUUUCUUAACUCUUCUGGAACUAUGUAGUGGUAGCACGAUUGGAAUUUGCUAUGGACGGAAUGGUGAUGAUCUUCCAACUCCUGAUAAGGCAGCAGAGCUGAUUAAGCAGCAGAACAUCAAAUUUGUCAGGAUAUAUGACUCCAAUAUUCAGGUUCUCAAGGCAUUUGCCAAUAGUGGAGUGGAGCUUAUGAUUGGUGUCCCUAACUCUGAUUUGCUUGCAUUCUCUCAAUUCCAAUCAAAUGUUGACUCUUGGCUCAAAAACAGCAUCCUCCCAUAUUAUCCGACCACAAAGAUCACAUACAUAACAGUUGGUGCUGAAGUGACUGAGGCCCCGAAGAAUGUCUCUGCCAUGGUUGUUCCUGCCAUGAAAAAUGUCUUCAUGGCCUUAAAGAAAGUCGGUCUGCAUAAGAAGAUUAAGGUUUCGAGCACCCACUCCCUCGGAGUCUUGUCUCGGUCAUUCCCACCUUCAGCUGGGGCGUUUAGUAGCCAUUUUGCAUACUAUCUAAAACCCAUGUUGGAGUUUCUUGCUGAGAACCAAUCACCUUUUAUGGUUGACAUCUACCCCUACUAUGCUUACAGAGAUUCCCCCACCAAUGUUUCUUUAGACUAUGCCCUUUUCCAAUCAACGUCGGAGGUCAUUGAUCCAAACACCGGUAUGCUUUACACAAAUAUGUUUGAUGCACAGAUCGAUGCUCUCUACUUUGCAUUGAUGGCUCUAAAUUUCCGAACCAUAAAAGUUAUGGUAACUGAAACGGGCUGGCCUUCUAAAGGAUCGCCAAAGGAGACAGCUGCUACUCCUGAUAAUGCGCAGAUAUACAACACCAACCUUAUUCGCCAUGUUAUCAAUGAUACAGGAACACCAGCUAAGCCAGGAGAGGAGCUUGAUGUUUAUAUCUUCUCGUUAUUCAAUGAAAACAGGAAGCCAGGGAUGGAGUCUGAGAGGAAUUGGGGUUUAUUUUACCCGGGUGGGACGAGUGUCUAUAAUAUGGAUUUUACUGGAAAAGGUGUUACCGAGAUGGCUAGUGGUGGAAAUUCUACCAAUAGUACCGAACCAACUUGGUGUAUUGCUUCAUCAAAUGUUACUGAGGCAGAUUUGAAAAAUGCCUUGAAUUGGGCUUGUGGACCAGGGGAUGUAGACUGUACAGCAAUACAGCCUAGCCAGCCUUGUUAUGAGCCUGAUACUUUAGUAUCUCAUGCUUCCUUUGCAUUCAACAGUUAUUACCAGCAAAAUGGAGCCACUGAUGUUGCUUGUGGUUUCGGAGGGGCAGGUCUUAAAGUUUCUAAGGACCCAAGUUAUGACAAGUGCCUGUAUUUGACUGCUGGGAGUAAGAAAACUUCUGCUUCGAGCAAUAUGAGUGCCACUGCUUCAACAGCAAUAGCUAUCCAGAAACACACUGCAUUUGAGCCAUGGAUUUCUGUUGCCCUGCUUUCACUUCUGCUGUCGUUUCUGUGAGAAUGUGGCUUUAGCGUUUCAGAAGCAUGGAUCGCCCUUAUUUCCUAAGGCCGGGAGUGUAGAUGUGAAUGCCCUGCCUAAGUUUUGUAUUAUGACCAUGUAAAUGGGAUGAUCUUAAACGGCGUACAUCUUCCCUCUUUGAAUGGGGUUUAACUUUAAGGCUAGGAUUUCUAACUGCACAUAUUGUAGUAGUGGGGACAUGAAUUUGGGACAGAGGAUUCAGACUCCAUAUUUAGCGCAUAAUUUUGCCUGCUUGGAAGGGAUUUGUUUGCCUCA